Molecule: messenger RNA, 1233 nt
Organism: Meyerozyma guilliermondii ATCC 6260
Lineage: Eukaryota; Fungi; Ascomycota; Pichiomycetes; Serinales; Debaryomycetaceae
Exons: 1
Coding region: 1-1233 (410 amino acids)
Biological process (GO): regulation of transcription by RNA polymerase II
Molecular function (GO): DNA-binding transcription factor activity, RNA polymerase II-specific
Source: RefSeq, a predicted model, not a curated record
AUGACGAAAGAAAAGCUCAUUAAUUCCACUUCGGCGAUGAUGGGACUCGACCGGUUCGAGUUACGGUUGUUGCAUUAUUUUGACAAGUUUUGUGUUCCGGCAUUUUCCUACGGAGUGAAUAAAGAGGCUGAAAGGUUCUGGCAAACAUUGGUUCCAAAAGUCUUUUUCCGGUCUCGCUUGGUGCGGAAUGCUGUGUUUCUGUUCGCAUCGAUUUGUAUGUGGCCGCUUUUCGACAUGGAGACGUUAUUUCUGGCUGAUGUACAAGAGAUGAGAACUUUGUACCACAUUAAUAACCUAUUCGAAGUAGAAGAAAUUAAUUCGAAAUCGUUGACUUUUUUUGACUUGUCGCAGGACCAUGCAACCACCAACAAUUUGUACGCAAAAACACUUGAAUACUUUUCAGACCUAUUACUCGAGAGCCAGCGAAGAAUAGAGGGCUCUGAGAUGGCACUUAGUCCUCUGAGAGCCAUUGAAUUGAGUAUUUCCGGAACACUUAUAUUUCUGUUUUUGGGGCUCCAUCCUCAUAAUUUAGUCCCAAUACUAGCAUUUCAAUUGGAGGAAAACACCGAUGAAGACUCAGCUAGAACUUCAGUACAAGUUCCAGACCAUCAUAUCCAUGAAACAACCGAUUUUGUGUCGAUUUGCCGUGGGAUUCAAGUCAUAAAAGAGCACUGUUGCCUGAAAAAUAGCAAGACUUCGCCCUAUAAGGCGCCAAAAAAGUUCUCUUCUUUCCCAAAAGAAUCCAAAUUUGCUCUUAUUUCAAGGUUGAAUCGAGACUUGAUUGAAUAUUAUUCUAACUAUGAGGGUGGUGUGCAACAGAGUGGAGCAAUUGAUGUUCUCAAAGAAGCAAUUGAGCUUUUGGAAAGUGCGUUCCAUUACUCUACCAAACUAAACUACCCAUUGCCACUUUACAAGUGGCCCAUUGGCAUUCCAGAAAAUUUUGGUGCUCUUCUUCGACAGAGACACUUUUUUGCACUUCGAAUUUAUUACCUUUUUUCAUGCAUUAGUCUCAUGGCAAAGUUCUGUCUUUACCAUGAAAGAAAUAUGUGGCGAGACUUUAUAGAGUGGUUUCGCAAGUACAACUACAAAGGGUAUGGAGGAUGGGUUUACAGAUACGACCAAAGCUUCUACGACUUGGUGAUCAAGAAAAAGUACACAAUUCUGCUUACAGAUUUUAGGAGCUUAUACGACUUUGAUGCGAAGAUAAUGAUGUCACGAUGUGAAGAAAACUAA